Messenger RNA from Fusarium redolens, 798 nucleotides. Its product is annotated as S-adenosyl-L-methionine-dependent methyltransferase. The record is from RefSeq and is a predicted model, not a curated record. The coding region runs from base 1 to 798 and encodes 265 amino acids. NCBI's taxonomy places the organism in Eukaryota, Fungi, Ascomycota, Sordariomycetes, Hypocreales, Nectriaceae. The transcript is spliced from 5 exons. Gene Ontology annotation, molecular function: methyltransferase activity.
AUGAACCGCCAGGAUAUUUAUACCCAAGUUGGCGAGCGAUACGGCAGCGCAGCGAAAAGUUCCAAUGCAACAUACAGCACCCAUAUCGCGAGAGCCUUUGGCUAUUCGAAUGAGGACCUCGAAUCCGUCCCCAAGGAUGCUAACUUGGGACUGAGCUGCGGCACGCCUUUGGCGAUUGCUUCCCUGAAGGAAGGCGAGACAGUUAUUGACCUGGGAAGCGGUGCUGGGUUGGAUGUUUUUCUCUCCGCCAACAUGAUCGGUCUGACCGGCAAGGCUAUUGGUGACAUGCUCGCCAAAGCAAGGAAACUCAAGGCAGACCGUAACAUGGCAAACGUCAAAUUCAUCAAGUCUCGCAUCACCGACAUAGCCUUGCAGGAUGGCAUUGCCGAUUGCAUCAUCUCUAACUGUGUCAUCAAUCUGGUACCUCAUGAUGACAAGCAACAAGUCUUCAACGAGAUGUAUCGUCUGCUCAAGCUAGGAGGCCGAGUCGCCAUAUCCGAUAUCCUGGCGAAGAAGCCACUUUCCGAUGAUAUUAGAAACAACAUGGCACUUUACGUAGGAUGCAUCGCUGGAGCGAGCCAAGUCUCGGAGUAUGAAGAGUACCUGAGGCGUGCAGGCUUCACUGAUAUUCUCAUCACUGAUACGAAAAGUGACCUGAAUGUAUACAUUGAUAAUUCAGCUGGGGGUUGUUGCUCGGCCGUAGGAAAUAUGGCAGCUGAUCUCAAGGGACAAGAUCUCAACGAAUGGGCGGCUGACAUCAGAGUCUUAGGGUCUUUCAAGAUAUAUGCUGUGAAGUAG